UUGGUGCCCUGUACUUCAAGCAGAUUAAAUAAUCAAAAAGGCCGAGCCAUUGGGGUCAUGUUUGAAUGCUACAGCUGUUCACCAAGGUUUGACAAACAUUCUUUAUGCGGCUCAUCAUCUGAAUGGGAAAGGCAGGGAUGAUCCUGGGGAGGCCAACAUUUUAAGAAAGAAGAGGGGCAUGAUCCCAAGAUCCUCUUAUGGAAACUGAUCCCAGCCAGAUGGAGACAAGGGGAAGGGCUGCUUAAAUAAGUGGGCUUUUGAAAGCAACAACUGUUUUCUGCAUUGAAGGAAAGCAAGGGCAGGGUUCAGAAAGACUGAAUGUAAAGCUGGGCUCCCAGUCUGCCAUGCCCUUCGUGUGUUGCUCUGCACAUUAAUUAAGGGGUCUACGAGGUCAGCAAGGACGCCCGAGAAGACUCAGUCAUGAAAGGUGAACUGCUCCUGUUUUCCAGUGUGAUUGUCCUGCUCCAGGUGGUAUAUGGCUGCCCAGACAAGUGCCGAUGUCACUCAUCUACAAAUUUUGUAGACUGCAGCCAGCAGGGUCUGGCUGAAAUUCCUUCCCAUUUACCUCCUCAGACUCGAACACUGCAUUUACAAGAUAAUCAGAUACACCAUCUUCCUGCUUUUGCAUUUACGUCAGUGCCAUGGCUCACGGCCUUAAACUUGUCCAACAAUUCCCUUUCAGAUCUGGCCCCUGGAGCUUUCCAUGGGCUUCAGCACUUGCAGGUUUUAAACCUAACCCAGAAUUCACUCCUUUCCCUGGAAAGCAGACUUUUCCAUUCCCUCCCUCAGCUGAGGGAGCUUGAUUUGUCAUCAAACAACAUAAGCCACCUUCCCACAUCCCUGGGAGAGACUUUGGAGAACCUAACUAUACUUGCGGUUCAACAAAACCAGCUUCAGCAGCUUGAUCGAGCGCUCCUAGAAUCCAUGCCCAGUGUGAGGCUUUUAUUUCUCAAGGACAACCUCUGGAAAUGCAAUUGCCACUUGCUUGGCCUUAAACUCUGGUUGGAGAAAUUUAUCUAUAAAGGGGGAAUAACAGACGGUGUCAUCUGUGGAUCACCAGACACCUGGAAGGGAAAGGACCUCCUUAGGAUUCCUCAUGAGCUGUACCUGCCCUGCCCUCUUGCUGCUCCUGAUCCAGAGUCCUCGCAGCCUCAGCGGCCCGGCUCUACCCACGGUGUGGUCCUGAGGCCUUCUGAGAACCACAACUCGGGGGAGCGAGACCUCUUGGAGUGCGAGCUCAAACCCAAGCCAAGGCCUGCCAACCUGCGUCAUGCUAUUGCCACCGUCAUCAUCACUGGGGUUGUGUGUGGGAUUGUGUGUCUCAUGAUGUUGGCAGCUGCCAUCUAUGGCUGUACCUAUGCGGCAAUCACAGCCCAGUACCAUGGGGGACCCUUGGUGCAAACCAAUGAUCCUGGGAAGGUGGAAGAAAAAGAGCGAUUUGACAGCUCACCAGCCUGAGAGCUUUUGUCUCAAACAGGAUUGGUCAUUGCAGGCCAGAAGAUAGUGUCUGAGUAGGGCUGAUGUGUUUACUGUUAGUCUCAUUUUGCUUUUGCCAAAAGAAAAAAAAAAAAAAAAAAGAUGUGUCUGUAAAAAAUAUUUCUGGGGAGGAAUUUAUGUUGUGAUUUAAAAAAUACCAUAGGCAAAAUAGAGACGAUACUUGUG
This is a messenger RNA of Macaca mulatta (Rhesus monkey), 1662 nucleotides long. It is a transcript of the gene LRTM1, whose product is annotated as leucine rich repeats and transmembrane domains 1. Gene Ontology annotation, cellular component: plasma membrane. Gene Ontology annotation, biological process: signal transduction. Lineage: Eukaryota; Metazoa; Chordata; Mammalia; Primates; Cercopithecidae. Gene Ontology annotation, molecular function: signaling receptor activity; protein binding. The record is from RefSeq and is a predicted model, not a curated record.